This is a messenger RNA of Fusarium coffeatum, 891 nucleotides long. RefSeq lists its product as uncharacterized. Lineage: Eukaryota; Fungi; Ascomycota; Sordariomycetes; Hypocreales; Nectriaceae. The record is from RefSeq and is a predicted model, not a curated record. The transcript has a single exon. The coding region runs from base 1 to 891 and encodes 296 amino acids.
AUGGGCCUCGACUUUGGCAAAGCCGUCGGCACCGCCUGCGCCACAUUUGCAAUCACAAACGUCGACGACAUAUUCGUCCUCAUUACAUUUUUCACCGAAGCAUCAACCAGUCAAACACUGACCCCUCUCAAAAUCGCCAUCGGUCAAUAUGUCGGCUUCACGGUUAUCAUUGCCGUCAGCAUGAUAGGAUUCGGCGCAUCCCUGCUUAUUCCCGCAGAACCAAUUGGAUUUCUUGGUCUUAUACCCAUGUUACUCGGCAUCAGGUGGCUUCUUGGUCUCAUCUUCAAAACGGAGGAGGAGGAUGAUGAGGAUGAUGCAGCUGUUGAAAUAUCCAGGACUGCUGGGCUUAAGAGCAUUUUCAAGGUUGCUUCUAUGACUGUGAUGAACGGCGCGGAUAACAUGAGCACAUACAUUCCCCUUUUCUCACAAGCGAAGGGUAAUGAGGUUGCGAUAUACGUGGUUGUGUACUACAUCUUACUUGGGUUAUGGUGUCUUGCUGCCUAUCUUAUCAUGAAACAAAAACAUAUCCUACAUAUUGCUCAAAAGUACGCAGCUGUGGUUGUACCGUUUUUCUAUAUCGGCCUUGGAAUAUUCAUCGUUGUCGACUCAGAUUGUUAUCCGUGGUCGAUUGAAAAGAUUGACGAUGAUCUUGACACACAUCCUGGAAAGAUCAUCUUGGGCGUUGUUACAGCGGUUCUCAUGGUAGCAUGUAUCAGUUGGAUGCUUCUCUAUAAGUUGCGAGCGCAACCAGCUCAAUCAGUUCCAGAUGAGGAGGUAUCUGACAUUGAGGGCAGCUCUCAACCGGAAUCACAACAGGAAAUCUGUAAUGGUUCCGUCCAGCCCGUCCCCGUUCAAUCCGUUCAAAUUGGUACAAGCACAGAACAGAAAUAA